CAUUUUUUGUUUUAUGAUUUACUAGUCCUUGUAAUUUACAUCUAAACCAAUUUUGUCACAUGUAUUUCGUCAUUAGCUCGGAGAUUCACAUUCAAACUGAUUUUCGCCAUUGUUAACUCCUCCUCUGCUUCAUCACCAUGUCCUCAACCGCCGACCAAACGGAAUUGCAAAAAGAAGCAGAAGCUCCGGCCGCCGUCACAGACCCCGCGAUCCUGUUGGGGGAAGCACCAGCAGUCGGCGCGGGAGAUCCGAAACUCGAGGAAUCCAAAGAAUUUGCUGCGCAAUCCGAAGAUGUACAAUCAAACGAUGCAGAGGCCUCAAAAUCUGACGAGAUAUUGACGAAAUCCAACGAGGCAAGUGAUGCAGAUCCCAAGGCAAAUGAGAGAGAUAUUUCUAGCCAGUCUGGAGAUGUACAAUUGAACAAUGCAGAGGCCUCGGAAUUGAACCCAUCGAACAAGACAAGUGACUCAGAUCCCAAAGCGGAUGAGCCGAAGGAUGAUACUGUUGAAUCUAAUGAAACGGUGAGCAGCUCGAAGAAGCUAAAAAAGGAUGAAGGUAGCCGAACAUUUACAAUGAGGGAGUUGUUGGAUGAAUUGAAGAAUGGUGAUGCCAAUGAAGAUUCUGAAGCUGAAAGACGAGAAGACGACACACCUCACAGUCAACAGAGUAGUCAGCAGCUUGCAGAAAGUAAUGCCGCCUUGGAGUUGAUUAACAGUGUCACAGGUGCUGACGAGGAGGGCCGAUCUCGCCAACGGAUUCUAACAUAUGCUGCCCGGAGGUAUGCUAGUGCACUAGAGCGAAAUCAAGAAGAUUAUGAUGCGCUUUAUAAUUGGGCACUGGUUCUUCAAGAAAGUGCAGAUAAUGUAAGCCCAGAUUCCACUUCACCUUCAAAAGAUUCUUUGCUCGAACAGGCAUGCAAAAAGUAUGAGGAGGCAACCCGUCUUUGUCCUACACUGAAUGAUGCUUACUACAAUUGGGCCAUUGCAAUAUCUGAUCGAGCCAAAAUCCGGGGUCGUACAAAAGAAGCUGAAGAACUUUGGAAGCAGGCAACAAAGAACUAUGAAAAGGCUGUCCAGCUCAAUUGGAACAGUCCACAGGCAUUGAACAACUGGGGACUUGCGCUGCAGGAACUCAGUGCAAUUGUUCCUGCCAGAGAAAAGCUAACAAUUGUCAAAACAGCAAUUAGUAAGUUUCGCGCAGCAAUCCAACUUCAAUUUGAUUUCCAUAGGGCAAUCUACAACCUUGGAACUGUUCUGUAUGGAUUAGCAGAGGAUAUGUCAAGAACAGGGGGAACUGUUAAUGCUAAAGAGAUUUCUCCUAAUGAGUUGUACAGCCAGUCUGCAAUUUACAUUGCUGCUGCACAUGCACUUAAACCAAAUUACUCGGUUUAUACAAGUGCCUUGAAGCUUGUGCGAUCUAUGCUACCUCUGCCCUACCUAAAGGUCGGAUAUCUCACUUCACCACCUGCUGGUAAUCCACUCGCACCACACAGUGACUGGAAGCGUUCUCAGUUUGUUUUGAAUCACGAAGGACUUCAACAGAUCAGCAAAGUUGAUCAAAGACACAUGUCAGGAAGCCUUUCAUCAAAUUCAGCAGAUAUGAGUCCUAGUAGACAAGCAAUUAAAGUUGAUGUGCCGGAUAUCAUCUCUGUAUCAGCAUGUGCAGAUCUUACAUUACCACCUGGUGCAGGCCUUUGUAUUGAUACGAUUCAUGGGCCAGUUUACAUGAUAGCUGAUUCAUGGGAAUCUUUGGACUGGUGGCUUGAUGCAAUUCGUUUGGUUUACACGAUAGGUGCAAGGGGCAAGAGUGAUGUUUUGGCAGGCAUCAUCACUUCAUAAGUUUUUUGCCAGUAACUAGUUAUAUGAUCAACCUCAAAUGUGGGAUUCCUGCUCGAGAAAAGCCUGAUUUAUUAGCCUCUGGAGUCUGUUGCUAUUGUACACUUGUAUAUUAUUUGAUUUUUCACAUGAAAUGAGGUUCAUUGAAGUUCCUCUUUUAAGCGGAUGUACGUCACAGGACUACAGAUAUUUGAGCUUGGACUGAUGUUUCAUAGAUGUGGAAUAAGGAAGAGACUUUGUUGAAUUAAAUUCUUGGUUCUUAUUGUGA
This is a messenger RNA of Solanum dulcamara, 2103 nucleotides long. RefSeq names its product protein HLB1. Bases 138 to 1838 code for a protein of 566 amino acids. The transcript is spliced from 14 exons. Gene Ontology annotation, molecular function: protein binding. NCBI's taxonomy places the organism in Eukaryota, Viridiplantae, Streptophyta, Magnoliopsida, Solanales, Solanaceae. The record is from RefSeq and is a predicted model, not a curated record.